AUAAGGCCAUAACCAAAGACGCCGUUGUGCGGGAGACGAAGAGGGAAAGUGAAGAGCAGCGUCGGACUAGUGAGCCAUGCUCGCCUCGCCGGCGCUCGCCGGCGCGCACUCCUUCGCGGCGUCCGUGUCCGGCAGCCUCCGCGUCCCCCUACCUUCCGUCCCCGCGCCCUCGCCCACGCCGGCGCGGCGCGCAGCGCUGUCCGUCGUCGCCAAGGUCAAGGUGCCUACGCCCCAGGACGACCGCAUCGCCCGCCAUGUCCGCCUCCGGAAGAAGGUGAGUGGCACCACGGAGAGACCCAGACUGAGUGUUUUCCGCUCAAACAAGCAUUUGUACGCUCAAGUCAUUGAUGAUACAAAGCAAUGCACUUUGGCUUCGGCUUCAACCAUGCACAAAUCUCUCUCCAAGGAAUUGGAAUACUCCGCUGGACCAACAAUCGAAGUAGCACAAAAGAUUGGUGAAGUGAUUGCCAAGUCUUGCCUGGAGAAAGGAAUUACCAAAGUUGUCUUCGACCGAGGUGGUUUCCUCUACCACGGCCGCAUAAAAGCUCUUGCUGAUGCUGCUAGAGAGCACGGGCUUGAGUUCUGAAUCUUUACCCCGAAUGUUUGUUCAUAUUUCAAUGAUCACCUGUAAUCUUUUCUUUUCACCCCCUCGAUGUUGAACAGAGUUUGUAGUCACCUGCCUUGUUUUGCAGAGUGCAGAUUGGGCCAAACUUUGAUGGCAUCAGAUUUUUGCCCCAGUCUUGCAUUCAAAAGCUUCUCAACAUGAUAUUAUGAAUCUCCCACCAUUCAUGCUCUCUGGUCCACACCAUAUUCAUUCCUGACAUUGAUCCUUUGGAUCCGAAUCCCAAGUACAGGGAACUGUAACAGGAAGAUGAUGGCGAACAUGGAAUAUUUUCUACUCUCUUGAGGUGCCGUGUCGGUUCUGUUACAGCGUGAGGAAUCGCACGAUCACUAUACUGUAUGACAAGUGCAAUCUGAUGUU
Panicum virgatum (switchgrass) is the source of this 982-nucleotide messenger RNA. RefSeq names its product 50S ribosomal protein L18, chloroplastic. Lineage: Eukaryota; Viridiplantae; Streptophyta; Magnoliopsida; Poales; Poaceae. The coding region runs from base 77 to 586 and encodes 169 amino acids. Gene Ontology annotation, molecular function: 5S rRNA binding; structural constituent of ribosome. The transcript is spliced from 3 exons. Gene Ontology annotation, biological process: translation. The record is from RefSeq and is a predicted model, not a curated record. Gene Ontology annotation, cellular component: ribosome.